GUAUUCCUUCCUGAUGAGUGGGCAGGUGAAGAAUGCAUUUCCGCCAUUGUUGAUUGAUUGCGCUCUUCUUCGCUUCGAAGCCAAGCUCCCAAUCCUCUGCUCGUUGCCAAUCAAUUCUGUUUUUGUUUUUUUUACCCUAGCAGCAGGUGGUGGAAUUUUUCGAAAUUGAAGAAAGAUUAGGUUCCAAGUCAAAAGCAAAAUCUGGAAUUUCAAUCCUCUCCUCUAUCUAUUUAAGCCCUACAUCAUAAUUUACUGCCUUAUCCAUAACAGUAUGGGAAGAAGAGGAGACAAUCAUUUGAUGUUGUUAUUCUGCUCGGCUAUCGUCGUCUUCAUCAGCUGUUUCCCUCAGUUGGCUUGUUCUGCUCCUCAGGAAGCUCUUAUCACUGCUCUCCCUGGCUUCAAUGGCAGUUUCCCGUCCAAACACUAUGCUGGGUAUGUGACGGUUAACGAGACGUAUGGGAAGAAAUUAUAUUACUACUUUGUUGAAUCGGAGAGGGAUCCAUCGAAGGAUCCUGUGGUUCUGUGGCUCAAUGGCGGCCCUGGCUGCUCCAGCUUCGAUGCAUUUGUUUACGAGCACGGUCCUUUCAAUUUCAAGGCCGGAAAGCCUCUUCCGACGCUCCAUGUAAAUCCAUACAGUUGGUCCAAGGUGUCGAGCAUCAUAUAUCUCGACUCCCCGUCGGGAGUUGGUUUUUCAUACUCGGGGAAUGAAUCUGACUACAAAACUGGAGACUAUCUGACUGCUUUGGAUACUCAUACAUUUUUGCUGAAGUGGUUCGAGCUCUACAACGAAUAUCAGUCUAAUCCAUUCUUUAUAUCCGGAGAGUCAUUCGCUGGCGUGUAUGUGCCCACACUGGCUUAUGAAGUUGUCAAAGGGAUCGACGCUGCUGUCAAGCCAGUUCUCAAUUUUAAGGGAUAUAUGGUAGGGAAUGGAGUCACCGAUGAGUUUGUCGAUGGCAACGCGUUGGUACCGUUUGUCCACGGCAUGGGUCUUAUAUCCGAUGAAAUUUUUGAGACAACUCAGAAGGAAUGCAACGGCAACUACUACAACACGAAGAGCGAAAACUGUCAAGGCAUGCUUGGUAAAGUCGAUCAACUCAUCGCGGAUGUGAACAUAUACAACAUCCUCGAGCCAUGCUACCACGGUCCGGGAACUAAACUCCAAACCGCGAGCAUGAAUUUGCCCCCGAGCUUUCGAUUGCUAGGCGAAACGGAUAGACCUUUGCCAGUUAGAAAACGAAUGUUUGGCCGAGCUUGGCCACUCCGAGCUCCCGUAAGAGACGGAUACGUCCCAACUUGGCCCGAGCUGUUAAAUAGCGAGUCAGUCCCGUGCACUAACGACGAAGUUGCAAGCACAUGGCUGAAUGAUGAAGGCGUUAGGAAAGCGAUCCACGCUGCAAGUGGAGAUGUAUCUGGUUCGUGGGAUCUAUGCACGUCCCGGAUUACAUAUUAUCACGACGCCGGCAGCAUGAUUAAGUAUCAUCGGAACCUCACCUUGCGAGGCUAUCGUGCCAUCAUAUUCAGUGGUGAUCACGACAUGUGUGUACCUUACACCGGGAGCGAAGCUUGGACAAGAUCGAUGGGUUAUAAAACCGUGGACGGAUGGAGGCCGUGGAAAACGAACAACCAAGUCGCCGGGUAUUUGCAAGAAUACGAGAAUAAUCUCAUCUUUCUUACCGUAAAGGGAUCGGGACACACAGUGCCGGAAUACAAACCGGCGGAGGCAUUGGCAUUCUACUCGCGUUGGCUAGAAGGUCGCCGUAUUUGAUGUAUAUUAUUCGGUUAUGCUAAUAUAUAAGAUAAGAUAAGAUAAAAAGAUAAAAUAUGUUGAUAUUUUUAUUGCUGUAAGCAAUAAAACGUGACAUAACAUAGCAUGUGUUUUAUGGUCAAAUGAAUGAAUGUAUCACUAUGUGACAACAGAUAUUGAUUGAGCAUUAUUUUUAUUUUGCAAUUAUCAAAUGGGACGUCAUAAUGUGUUGA
Messenger RNA from Andrographis paniculata, 1977 nucleotides. Its product is annotated as serine carboxypeptidase-like 20. Lineage: Eukaryota; Viridiplantae; Streptophyta; Magnoliopsida; Lamiales; Acanthaceae. Gene Ontology annotation, molecular function: serine-type carboxypeptidase activity; acyltransferase activity, transferring groups other than amino-acyl groups. Gene Ontology annotation, biological process: proteolysis; secondary metabolic process. The coding region runs from base 272 to 1765 and encodes 497 amino acids. The record is from RefSeq and is a predicted model, not a curated record. The transcript has 14 exons.